CCCUGUCACCUCAGCGGAGACGCAGGCGGAUGCGCGCACACACGGGGGUGCGGACUGGCAGCAACACGCUGUAGGAGGGAAGACGGACGAGCCUCGCACCCGCAGCACCGAGCAGCAGGAGGAGGAGGAGGCGCAGGAGUCGCCUGCAGGAAUCCAGUUGAAAAGUCCGCGGAUGAGAAAUGCGCUGAGAGGAAACCGGACUGGAGUCGCGCUUUCACCAAAGAUCAGCUGACGGCGCGGAGACCACCGAGGGGGGGAAACCAGGGGGGGAAACCCAGCUUCGGACAAGUUGUGAUUUGGAAAUCCUUCCGGAGAUGAAUACCAACGAUGCCAAGGAGUAUCUGGCGCGGCGGGAGAUACCACAACUGUUUGAGAGCCUGCUGACAGGUCUGAUGUACUACCGGCCCGAUGACCCCAUCGAGUACCUGGAAGGCUGCCUGAGCAAAGCCCGGGAGCUGGGGGGGCCGGACAAGGUGCGGUGGGACACCUUCGUGGGUCAGGAGAAGAAGCCGCUCCCUCCCCUCAAUGGAGGCCAGACACGCAGGUCUCUCUUCAGGACUGUGCUGCCCGACAGCCCCAGUUUUCCCUACAGAAGGUACGACCGCCUGCCGCCCAUCAGCCAGUUCUCCAUCGAGAGCGACUCGGACCUGUCGGAGACGGCGGAGCUCAUAGAGGAGUACGAGGUGUUUGAUCCGUGCAGGCCGAGACCCAAAGUCAUCCUCAUCAUUGGUGGCCCCGGCAGUGGCAAGGGAACACAGAGCCUGAAGAUCGCCGAGCGCUACGGCUUCCAGUACAUGUCCGUGGGCGAGCUGCUGAGGAAGAAGAUGAUCCACAACGCCACCAGCAACAGGAAGUGGAGCCUGAUCGCCAAAAUCAUCACCAACGGAGAGCUGGCACCACAGGAGACCACAAUAACCGAGAUCAAGCAGAAGAUUAUGAAGAUCCCAGAUGCUAAGGGGAUCGUCAUUGAUGGCUUCCCGCGUGACGUCGGCCAGGCCCUCUCCUUUGAGGACCAAAUCUGCACCCCGGACCUGGUGGUGUUCCUGGCCUGCACCAACCACCGUUUGAAGGAGAGGUUGCAGAAACGGGCGGAGCAGCAGGGGCGACCUGACGACAACCCCAAGGCCAUCGACCGGCGCCUGACCAACUUCAAACAGAACACCAUUCCUCUGGUCAAGUACUUCCAGGAGCGGGGCCUCAUUAUCACGCUGGACGCUGAUCGAGAUGAGGAGGAAGUCUUCUGUGACAUCAGCACGACUGUGGACAACAAGCUGUUUCCCUCCAAAGAGCCUGCAGCUGGUCCAAGUGAGCUGGAUAUCAGUCUGUUGGGUGAAAUGAGCAGCCUGGCAGAUGUCGUGUGCAAGGAUGACAAGGUUGAAGAGGAGGGAGGAAUUGGGUGUGCUGAAGGAACUACGGAAAGUUAUUGCACAGAACUGAAGAAACCAAAGGUCAUUUUCAUGAUGGGUGGCCCGAGCUCAGGUAAGACCGUCCAGUGUGAGCGGAUGGAGGAGAGGUUCGGCCUACGUCGCGUAGCCCCAGGCGACUUGUUGUGCAGCGAGCUGCAGGGUCGCAGCGAAAGAGGGCGCCACCUGCUGGAGCUGCUGGAGAGAGGCGAGAAGCUGCCUGAGGAAACAGUGCUGGAGCUGCUGUGCGAUGCCGUGGCGUCUUCGGUACGGCAGGGAAAAGGUCUGGUCGUCAGCGGCUUCCCCAGAGACUUGCGGCAGGCGGAGGAGUACGAGGCCAAGAUGGGAGAUCCCAGUGUUGUGCUCCUGCUGAACUGCUCGCUGGACACCAUGUCCGGCCGAGGGUCGUGUCGGAGCAGGUCCUCCUCCAGCCUCCGUCCCAACUCAGACAGAGAGAGCGCCGUGCACAGGAAGGCCGAGAGCUUCUACAGCGACAGCCAGGCGGCCGCGGCUCACUACGAACACAAGAAGCUUCUGCACACGAUCGAUGCCGAGAGGUCACCAGAUGACGUGUUCGCCCAGAUCUGCCAGUCGCUGGAGUCCUGUCCCAGCUUCUGAUUUCUACCAUUUACACCCCCCACCUGUGACGACUUUUAUUUUCUCUCUCAUCCCCCCCACGGAUAACAGUCCAUGUUACCUCACACCCUCGAACUCAUCGAACUUCAGUGGCGUGCAUGUUUCACCUGCAGUAGAACCUCCUUCUGCUUCUAAACUGACAAAGCAUCCAGUGGUCAGAUUCUGCGUCACCUUCGUGCAUCACACCCCCCUACCCCAACCCCCCUCUUACAUCAACCAAUAUAUGCUGCCAACUGCCGAUGAAGCGCAGAACUGUGCGGAUAAGACUGGGAGCGUUGGGAAUCGUCCACGGAGGAGCCGAGCUGGGCGUUCUUGCCAUGCCAAGAAAGCGGAAAUGUCCGUGUUCAAGCUUUCAUGCACAGCACCCGCGCUUCAUAUUGUAAAAAGCAUGCAAGACAGUUAAGCUUAAACUUCUUUUUUCUUUUUGCAUUAGCUAAUAAGCAAACGCAAGGGAUAAAGCUGCACAAACACACACACACACACACACACACACACACACACACACACACACACACACACACACACACACAUACACAUACACACACA
Messenger RNA from Cololabis saira (Pacific saury), 2585 nucleotides. RefSeq names its product adenylate kinase 5 (gene ak5). The coding region runs from base 315 to 2021 and encodes 568 amino acids. Gene Ontology annotation, biological process: nucleoside triphosphate biosynthetic process. Gene Ontology annotation, cellular component: cytoplasm; cytosol. Gene Ontology annotation, molecular function: nucleoside diphosphate kinase activity; ATP binding. NCBI's taxonomy places the organism in Eukaryota, Metazoa, Chordata, Actinopteri, Beloniformes, Belonidae. The record is from RefSeq and is a predicted model, not a curated record. The transcript is spliced from 14 exons.